AUGGAGGGUAUUAAUGCGGAACUCGAUGAAUCGAUGAUACAACAUGAAACUCCUGCAACAGUAGAUGCCUGCGCGACACUUUUGCAACGGUUAGAUAAUCGACGACGAGCGGCAGAAGCUAAGCGAGGAAAUAAAAAGCCUUGGAAUGCUACUGCUGCUCCGACCCCUCGCCCCCCACCAGGGAAUCCUGCCCCUAUUCCUCGCGCUGCCGCCACAGCUGUCAAUGCACCUGCCCCUGAGAACCACCCCUCAUUCCGCUCGGGAGGUGAUGUACCGAUGGAUCUGUCCGGGGGACGUCGUCGCCCCACCCCCACCGAAAGAAAUGCCCGCUUAGCUGAGGGCCGAUGUUUCUAUUGUGGAGGAGUCGGACAUAUGGUUAGGGAUUGUCCUCAAGCAAGGGCAACUGGAAAUCAACCAAGGAGACCAGUGAUGAGGGGAGCGGCGUUGAGGGUGGAGGAAAUUGACGGAAGCGAUAACUAG
Messenger RNA from Morchella importuna, 480 nucleotides. RefSeq lists its product as uncharacterized. Lineage: Eukaryota; Fungi; Ascomycota; Pezizomycetes; Pezizales; Morchellaceae. The transcript has a single exon. Gene Ontology annotation, molecular function: zinc ion binding; nucleic acid binding. Bases 1 to 480 code for a protein of 159 amino acids. The record is from RefSeq and is a predicted model, not a curated record.